GGGGGCUGGAGCUGGAAGCGCCGACGUCGGCUCCUGCGCCGGGCAAAACCUCGCUCCUCAUUGGCUGGUUCUUGGGGACCGCCCUCCCCCUCUUGCCACCCCUGGGUUCCCUCCCGGGUCCGCAGUAGAAACACUGCUCUCUCGCAUCUUGACCCCUGGGCCUUUUUCCUUUCCCUCCCGCCGCCGCCGUCGCUUCAGACGCCCCUGCUCCCGAAGGAGCUCCCGGUUCGGUGAUGGGGUCUCGGGCUUCCACGUUACUGCGGGACGAAGAGCUCGAGGAGAUCAAGAAGGAGACCGGCUUUUCCCACAGUCAGAUCACCCGCCUCUACAGCCGGUUCACCAGCCUGGACAAAGGAGAGAACGGGACUCUCAGCCGAGAAGAUUUCCAGCGAAUUCCAGAACUUGCCAUCAACCCAUUGGGGGACCGGAUUAUCAAUGCCUUCUUUCCAGAGGGAGAGGACCAGGUAAACUUCCGUGGAUUCAUGAGAACUUUGGCUCAUUUUCGACCUAUUGAGGAUAACGAAAAGAGCAAAGAUGUGAAUGGACCAGAACCACUCAAUAGCCGAAGCAACAAACUGCACUUUGCUUUUCGACUCUAUGACUUGGAUAAAGAUGACAAGAUUUCCCGUGAUGAGCUGUUACAGGUGCUACGCAUGAUGGUUGGAGUAAAUAUCUCAGAUGAGCAGCUGGGCAGCAUUGCAGACAGGACCAUCCAGGAGGCUGAUCAGGAUGGGGACAGCGCCAUAUCUUUCACAGAAUUUGUUAAGGUUUUGGAGAAGGUGGACGUAGAACAGAAAAUGAGCAUCCGAUUUCUUCACUGAAGGACUGAGACCAGACUGUUGCCUGCUUUCUAGUAUUUACGAACUGGAACUUGAGAGUCCUCCUGUCCACCAGCCCCACCUCCACCCCAUCAUUCCCCUUCUCCCAAAGUACUACUGCUGUUGCAUGACAACCCCAAAUAUGUUCUGUCAACGUAAACUUGCCUUUGGUGUAUAAACAGGGCAUUACAGAAUGGUACCCCAGUCUAUUUCUGUUCAGUAUCAUUCACCAGUUAUCUCCAUUUCUAAAUAUCAUCUCCCCCGGUUCGCUGCUGAAGGCCACAUAUCCAUCCCGUCUGAAAAAGUGAGAGGCAAUCCAUGCCAAGAACCAACCAGCAAAGCUCUUUCACUGGAUGUAGAAGUCAGCCUUGCUGCCUUCCCUCCAGCCAGGCUUCGGCAUGCUCCUUCGUCCUUUUUUUAUAUGUCCUUUCCUUCCUACUUCUCUGUCACUUAGUUCUUCAGUCUCCCUGCUCUUCAUUAAGCUUCAGCCCCUCUCUUCUACUUGGCCCCCCAAGCUAUGCCUGUUAAGCGUAUUUCUGACUUGGCAGGAUAGUGGGCAGGCUGGCGGUUUCUGUCUACCUUUAUUCUUAAAUGGGUCUCUGGGAUGUUGCCUCUACAGGAGAUUUUCCAUAACCAACACUUCUCUCAAAAGAAUGGUCAUCUCUUGGUCCCCUGCACUCUGCUCUGUCAUCAAAGGGCUGUUGGUUAGAUGUUCUUGGUGAAAGGUGGUGGCCUUGGUGAGAGGUGUAGAGCCAAGGCUUCCACGUGGCUUGCCCAGGUCGCUCUACCUCUGGCCUCUGAUUCUCAACUCACAUAACUACGUGUCUACUCUUGUUAGUACAGUGUUGACUCUUCAGAAAAGGGCCAUAUGCCGGUAGGUUUGCUUAGUUUUCGGAAACCAUCACCACCACAAUGGCUGCCCUGACAUUGUGCUUGGGGCCUUUCUCGUGGCUUUUUGGUCAGGGAGCCUGGGCACUCUGAAAGCCUGGUGUAUCCCCAAACUUAUGCAGCAUGGCUUAUGCCUCAGUGUUACGUGCCCUAGAAUGUGUUUCACGUCACAUUUCCCAAUUGGAUGAUCAGUGUUAACGGAAGUGCCUAACUUAUCCCAGUCUGAGAGAUUUAAAGAUUGUCCUCAGUGUCUUGAAGUUUUGCACAAAAUUCUCAACGAAUUUUACACUUGGCAAAUGUUAAUGCUGGAAGCCAUAGUCCGCUCCUAGAAGAGGUCCCGAGCAUUGAAUGUAUUAUUAUCAUAAGCUGCCUGGUUACAUUGACUUCCCAGCUCCUCUUGCAAACCACUACUCAUCUCUUAGAAACAAGGAGUCUGGCACCAGUGGCACAAACUGAGGUGGCAUUUACAGGCCUUUGCAUGAGCCAGAGCAACUUCUCUGCCUAUACAGCUUAGUAUAGACCUCGGUGAAUCAGGCUGUUGUCCUCCUGUCUUUAUGAGUCUCUUUGUCUAUAUAUCUGCCCUUGGCUGAUUUUCUCUGACUCCUUGCUUGCUCGCUUGGUUGUUUCCUUGCUUUGGAAGGCCUUGUUUCCUUGCUUUGGAAUACUUUUGGCAGGGAAUUGCUUAAAAACAAAAACAAGAUGCUGCAAAGGGAUUGGGAAGAGUGGGAAACAGGAGUGGCCAGGCCAGAUGACUCAAGUAUAAAUGACUGAGGAAUUCUGGAUGAAGUAUCAGUCUGACUUUGUGAUCAAGUGAUGUAAUAUAGGGAAUGGACAAAAGGGAAGAAUUUUCUGACACUUGUCUGUUAGAGAGGUACUUCAGAGGCUCCUUGACUUCCAUAUGUAAAGUUCCUAAGAUAUGGCUUUUUCCUCCUUUUGGCUGUAUAGCAAACUGUUUUAAUCCACGGUUGUGCCUUAUUGUUCCAUUAAAAUUGUAUUCUUCGAUCCAUCAAUAAAUACUUAUGGUUAAAA
This is a messenger RNA of Neomonachus schauinslandi (Hawaiian monk seal), 2735 nucleotides long. It is a transcript of the gene CHP1, whose product is annotated as calcineurin like EF-hand protein 1. The coding region runs from base 234 to 821 and encodes 195 amino acids. The transcript has 7 exons. The record is from RefSeq and is a predicted model, not a curated record. Gene Ontology annotation, molecular function: calcium ion binding. NCBI's taxonomy places the organism in Eukaryota, Metazoa, Chordata, Mammalia, Carnivora, Phocidae.